Rhipicephalus sanguineus (brown dog tick) is the source of this 3438-nucleotide messenger RNA. RefSeq names its product zinc finger protein 1 homolog. The coding region runs from base 1 to 573 and encodes 190 amino acids. NCBI's taxonomy places the organism in Eukaryota, Metazoa, Arthropoda, Arachnida, Ixodida, Ixodidae. Gene Ontology annotation, molecular function: RNA polymerase II cis-regulatory region sequence-specific DNA binding; DNA-binding transcription factor activity, RNA polymerase II-specific. Gene Ontology annotation, biological process: regulation of DNA-templated transcription. The record is from RefSeq and is a predicted model, not a curated record. The transcript is spliced from 4 exons.
AUGUUCAAAUGGCAUGCCUUGUUUUUCUGUGCAGAAGAGUGGCAUUCCAGCUUUCCAACAACUCUGGAGUAUGGCAAGUCAGAGUCCCAUUGUUCUUCCAUUGCUGUCUCUGAAACUGAAAGACUCUCUGAUAUGGAAGUUCAUCACAAGAUCCACACAGGCAAGCGACUGUUUGAGUGCCACCUGUGCCCACAACGUUUCAAACGGAAUAGCAAUCUCAAGCAACACCUGCGCACCCACACUGAAGAGAGGCAUUCCAGCUGUCCAGCAACUCUAGAGGAUGGCAAGUCACAGCAGCGACAGUCCCAUUGCUCUUCCAUUGGUGUCUGUAAAACUGAAAGACCAUCUGAUGUGGAAGUUCAUCACAAGGUCCACAUAGUCAAGCGGCUGUUUGAGUGCCACCUGUGCCCUCAAAGUUUCCAACAGAAGGGCAACCUCAACCAACACCUGCGCACCCACACCGGCGAGCGGCCACAUCAGUGCCCUUCAUGUGACAAGAGCUUCUCGGCAAGGUGCAAGCUUAGGGACCACCUGCGCACUCACACUGAAACUCAUUCAUCCCCUGCUGUGUGAACCAGGAUGAGUGUUCCCCUACCAGGAAAGCAGCAGUCAAAACACACCCCAUGGUAUUUUUUUUUAAUUUGUAAGGUCAGGUCAGGUCUUCUAACAUACCAUAAAAUACUGUGGUCGCACAAGCGCCCAGUAUUAGUGUUUCCAAAAGUUCAGAAUUCUGAAACUUGUGUGUUACGCGCUCACCCCCGCCAAGAGCCGUCAUGAUUCAAAACGUUCGCCCUCUUGCAGCCACCAUGAGACUGUUGAGGAGGAGGAGGAGAGGUUGAGGAAAGAAAAACGCACAACUUCUGCAACCCUGAUUGGGAGCACGGCUCUGCACCUGUAAGGGAAAGGGGGAAAGGGAGAUAAAGAUGAGAAGAGCUAGGAGAAGGAGAGGAGGAAUGCUGUCGAUGACCGAGGACGCGGUGGGCGGCUACUAUAGCCGGUUGGCCAGUCCAUUGUCCUCAAGGAAGCGAAGAACCGCCUUGAAAACCUGGGUGUGGUGCUGUGCAGGGAAUAGGAGGUGCCUCUGUGUAGCCGCGGGAAUACCCUGGUGACGGAGUGCGGCGGGCAAGGCAUCUCAUGCUUGAAGCGCUGGGCACACACACAACAGGUGAGCAAUUGUUUCGUCUUCCCCUCACGCACUGCACGCAGGUGACGAAGCUCUGCCUAGCCGAUGGCGUCAUGCCGCAGGCCAGGAGCAGCCGAUGCGUAGACGCAGUAGUAGGGACUGCUCCCUCCUGGAGAGGCCCCUGUCAGGCAGCCGGGUUGGAGGUUCCAGCCUGGCCACACGUUCAUCGGGGUGGCAGCGUAGCAACAGCCGCCUCAAGCCCACCAGGUGCAUGAUGCAUUCCUACUCUGUUGCCAGGACGAUUGAAGUCGCCACCUAGCUCACCUGCACAUCCACACAGGAGAAAAGCCAUUCAGCUGCACUGUCUGCUCCAAGUAUUCUUCACUGAGCAGUCAUCUGAGAGUUCACAUGAAGUCUUACAGCAUUGAAUAUGUCACCAGUCAUGCAUCUGAGAAUCUUUAUUGAAUCCAUAUUUGAAUCCUACAUAAGAAUCCCAUACAUAAAAAAAAAGGUGAGGCCUGUUGCGUGGCACCGAAACCGCAUCUCAGGCCUAGUUCUCCUCGCGCUCGUUGUGACGCCCCUGCUUGGGUACAGCUGUUCACAGAGGAACACUUCCACAGUCGCGUUGGUACGUGCGAUACUGACUCUAAUCAGGCCGUAAAUAACAUGUUUUAUAGUUGGACAUUACAGGUUGAAUAUUGAACUCGUUAUUACAAGUGGCGAUUACACCACAUGUGUGAACAGCUUGCCCUAGGAGUGCCAAUCUUUUGUAGAGUGGGCUUCGAUGCUCUCCAUGAAUGUUGCCCGCUUGACUCGCCUGAAAUGAAAAGAAGUGCUCGUUAUUACAAAUUAUUCUGAGUGGAUUUACGCUUUCCUUCAAGAUGAAGCAGGGAGGGAUGCAGGUACUGAGGAGGUUGGCCGAAGAACCCGGAUGCCUUUUCCCCUAUAAUUUAGCUUUCCCUCUAUUCCUCUGUCCUCGGCAAUCUGACAAGUGCGGCAGGUUCGUAAAGAUGCAUGACCCGAAUUUAGUCGCACUUAAAGAAACAGCGGCAAAAUAAAAGACAUGUAGAAGUAAGAAGCACUUGUCCUGUGUACGUCUCCUCCUCUUGCCUCUGUUUUUUUUACACGCUACUAAAUUUAGCUUUUGCCGAUGUUUCUGAUGGGCAUGUCUCUCCGAACAAUUCCUCUCGCCCCCGCAGGUGGCAAUGAAACUCACCUUGUUAACCCGCCACUUGCACCCUCCUUCCCCCAUGAAAAAGUUCUGGCUAAAUGCCUUGGUGUACGUUAUUAAGUCAUGAAUUGGAAGCCAAAUUUCAAUGUACGUGAGCUUGUGGAAAAUUUAUAACUUCCAGUGUCAUUGAAAAAGGCUUGUCUUUCUCGAGGCACCUUGUGAGGAAAUAGCCCACCGGUAGACACAGGCCAUUGACAGUCCUCGUAAGACGAAGCAUACCAAAGCGGUUCGCUGCUUGAGGAACUGCACUUGACUCUUUCUCGCGACUCACGUAAACAAGACCAAAUAUCUUCAUCAUACUCAGGCUGUUUCUCGCUCAAAAUGGCCACUUGGUUGCUGAUAAAAACGGCAGCUUUGUCUCCUUUUGUGCUUUUUGUAAUGCAUGAACAAAGGCCUGCACAUCUUAAUUGUUUUCAUAAGUUAAGAGGCGUUCCUUCAUUUCAUCUCGAUUGGACUGCAAUUUUUUUAACUGCUCUCCUUGACGAGCAACUUUCUUUCUCAAUCUGUUCACGGGGUUCUUCGACUCUUAUAAGACAUGCGCAAGAUCUAAUGUGGUUUGGCAGGCCUGAUCUACAGGAAAACUACGUUCUCUGCACGAUUCUGACGCCGACUGUGGAAUUAGCACUUUGAUCUCGUCUUUCAAAGUGUGCAAGGAACAUUUAAUCUUGGGGGUUGUGCUGAGCUGCCAGUCGCCUGCCCCAGCUACUGCGUCAUCAGCUGGAUUCUUAUGCCGUUUUCUGUACUGCGCGUUCUUUUUUUUGCAUACAGUGUGGAUAUCUGUGAAACACAGUCAGGGUCGCAGUUGGAAGCAAAAGCCUAACCUUCGUGUUCUUUUUACAGUCAUUCUCAGUAAAAUGUAAUGAACAUACCAGUGACCUGUCGCUUGGCUCCCGCUUGCUUCCUUUCCCCAACAGUCCUUGGCGAGAGAUAUUCUUCAGCCACGCUUCCUGACGCUGUAGAUUCCUGAUACUUCGCAGUAGCGUCUUUUAUAGCAUAUGAGUUGCACAGUGACACACAACACCUUCACGGCAUCGCACCGAUAAAAAAAACCAUCUGCCACAUGCGUACACACCAAACAACCGUA